This is a messenger RNA of Psilocybe cubensis, 813 nucleotides long. RefSeq lists its product as uncharacterized. Gene Ontology annotation, molecular function: protein binding. The record is from RefSeq and is a predicted model, not a curated record. Lineage: Eukaryota; Fungi; Basidiomycota; Agaricomycetes; Agaricales; Agrocybaceae. The coding region runs from base 1 to 813 and encodes 270 amino acids. The transcript has 2 exons.
AUGAGUGCUGGACAGCAGGCACCAGGCGAAAGAUUCUCAGUGAUCUUGUGCAAAGUAGACAGCAUAGAAGAUGUCGACAACGUGAUCGCUCUCUACCACCGUGAACUCGAAGAGUUCCCUCCGCAACAUCCAAACAAGUGCCACUUGAUUGGAAGCUUCGCAGAUGCCCUCACUACUCGAUUUCAAUAUACAGGCGCAAAGAGUGAUAUAGACAAUGCUAUCACACGGUACCAGGAGGCACUCGACCUUUUCUCACCCAACCAGACCGGGCGCGAUACUGCUGCCUUCUCACUUGGAUUAGCGUUGAAUCUUCGGUACGAAAAGUUCUUUACAACGAAUGACAUCGGUGAUUCGAUUUCCAACUCUCGCGAGUCCCUUCGUUUACGACCUCUUGGGCACCGGGGUCGUCCCAAGUCUCUUCAUCAGCUCAUGUACGCUUACAUGAGGCGAUAUGAACACCAAGGAUCUGUAGAUGACUUGGAGGAAGCAAUAUCGUUCGGUCGCGAAUCACUCGACCUCUUGGGUCGUGAUCCAGAAGAUCAUUCAUCGACAUGGAGCAGAUUCUUCACUAACCUUAUUUCAGACAUUGGACAGCAGGAGUCUACCACAGAUAAUUAUGGAAAAGUAUUGUCCAGAACUCGUGAAGUGAUCCUCGUUGGUGAUAACGACCCACUCCGUCUAUCAAUUAUCAGCAACCUCGGUGCUGCUUUGACGUGGCGGUAUGAGCAGGGCCAGUUGUUACACUGUGCUGAGCCGUACUGUACACGGGACAUACACAGUGUGGAGUGUGUGAGGUUCAAGCGGAUCCGCUGA